This is a messenger RNA of Echinops telfairi (small Madagascar hedgehog), 2471 nucleotides long. It is a transcript of the gene SACK1D, whose product is annotated as family with sequence similarity 83 member D. Gene Ontology annotation, biological process: positive regulation of cell cycle G1/S phase transition; regulation of TOR signaling; protein localization to mitotic spindle. Gene Ontology annotation, cellular component: cytosol; mitotic spindle pole. The transcript is spliced from 4 exons. The coding region runs from base 1 to 1758 and encodes 585 amino acids. Lineage: Eukaryota; Metazoa; Chordata; Mammalia; Afrosoricida; Tenrecidae. The record is from RefSeq and is a predicted model, not a curated record.
AUGGCUACGCGGUUCGAGGUCCUGGACGAGCUGCCCGCUGCCUGUUUGUCGCCGUGCGGGCCACCCAACCCGGCGGAGCUGUACAGCGAGGCGCAUCGCCUGGCGCUGGAGGAGCUGGUGACCGGCGGACCUGAAGCUUUCGCGACCUUCUUGCGCCGCGAGCGCCUGAGCCGUUUCUUGAACCCGGACGAGGUGCACGCCAUCCUGCACGCGGCCCAGCGGCCUGGCGAGGAGGGCGCGGCGGCCGAGGCCGAGGACUCCUUCAGCUCUUCGCACGACUGCUCGUCGGGCACCUACUUCCCCGAGCAGUCGGACCUGGAGCCGCCGCUGCUCGAGCUCGGCUGGCCCUCCUUCUACCAGGGCGCCUACCGCGGUGCCACCCGCGUCGAGGCGCACUUCCAGCCGCGCGACGCCGGCGCCGGCGGCCCCUACGGCUGUAAGGACGCGCUGCGCCAGCAGCUCCGCUCGGCGCGAGAGGUGAUUGCGGUAGUGAUGGACGUGUUCACCGACAUGGACAUCUUCAGAGACCUGCAGGACAUCUGCCGGAAACAGGGCGUCGCCGUGUACAUCCUCCUGGACCAGGCCCUGCUCUCCCAGUUCCUGGAAAUGUGCAUGGACCUGAAAGUCCACCCCGAGCAGGAGAAGCUGAUGACAGUUCGGACUAUUACAGGGAAUAUCUACUACGCAAGGUCAGGAACGAAAAUUGUUGGGAAGGUUCAUGAGAAGUUUACACUGAUUGAUGGCAUCCGAGUGGCAACAGGCUCCUACAGUUUCACGUGGACGGAUGGCAAGUUAAACAGCAGUAACUUGGUCAUCCUGUCUGGCCAAGUGGUUGAACACUUUGACUUGGAGUUCCGGAUUCUGUAUGCGCAGUCCAAGCCCAUCAGCUCCAAACUCCUGUCCAGCUUCCGGAUCAGCGGCAAGUUUGACCAUCUUGUCGACCCGAAGCCACUCUCCAAGGAACUCACGCUGGGCAACCUGCUGAGGCUGCGGCUGGCCAGGCUGUCGAGCAGUCCCAAGAAGCCUGGCCUGGAGCCAGAGGUGCCCGCAGAGGGCAGGGCAGAGGCCAAGCGCCACGACUCCGAGUCCUCAACCAUCAGCGAGGAAGACUAUUUAAACAGCCACAAGGACUCGCUUGAAAGCCGAAGGGGAACUGAUGUCGCCACUCAGACGGAGCCUGGGGAAGAGGGGCCCGUGGUGCAUGUCAGUGACGCGGGGACACAGACCAGCAUCGGCACAGCCUGCACCGGGACCCAAACCACAGUCGCCACCCGGGGAGCCAGCUCUCAGACCAUGAUCUGCUCCAAGUCGACCCCCACCCAGACGGACGCGGAUGAGAAGGAGCUCUGCUCUCAGGGAACUCAGUCUAAAGAGGGGUCGCCGGUGUCCCGAAUGUCAAUAUCCAGGUCCUCCAGCCUGAAGUCUUCCUCGUCUUUGUCUUCCCAGGGCUCAGUGGCAAGCUCUGUCGGCUCCCAGUCUUCCAUGAGAGCCCCUGACUUCCAUACUCCUGGCUAUCCAAAGUACCUGGGCACCCCCCACUUGGAUAUGUACUUACGGGACUCCUUCAGAAACCUGAAUAAAGAGAGGCAGUUUCACUUUGCGGGGAUCAGGUCCCGCCUCAACCACAUGCUGGCCAUGCUCUCCAGGAGAACAUUCUCGACGGAAACCUACCUGGGCUUCGGUCCGGGCCAUUUUCACAGAGGGCCAGUUCCCUUGCUCGCGCUCCGGGACGGAGCCCUCUACCCCAUGUAUCAGUGACUGUUCAGCGUGCAGCGGGCUCUGGCUCCAGCCAGGCACCCACGAGGCGUCACCAGAACUUCCUGCUGGAAAACAGCUCUCGCACCCCUAACUGCUUGCUUUUUUUACCUCUAAAAGCCACCUUUUUGGUUGCCCAGACUGGUUUCAAAUUCUAUAAACGGUAUAUUGUUUUAUGGCUCUUGCUUUAUUUCUGUCAUGUCUAAGUCAGAUAUUAGUGUGCUACAAAUGGUGAACACGCUUGACAGCGAACCCAAUAGGUGGGAGGUUUGAGCUCACCCAGAGGCAGCUCAGAAGGAAGGCCUGGCGAUCUCCUUCCAGACAUCCAGCCAUGGGUCAUCUGUGGACGGAGCACAGCUCCGCUCGAGCACAGGGUGCUGCCACAGGCAGCUGACUCGAUGGUCAUGUCGCUCGCUUUGUUGGUUUUACUUAAAACAAAGUGUCGGUUUUACAGUUUAAACACUAAAGGUACAGUUUAAAAAAAGGUUUUUUUGCACAAUUUCCACAUUGAUGUUUCUGAAAGAGAAUGCUGGCGUUCCAGAUAAAGGAUGCACUAGGCUCUGCGAUUUGUCGGGCUAUGUGAGCGCUCUUCUGUUUCGGAGGUUUGACCCACUAGUCUUUGUAAGAUCAAAGUUCUUAGAAAACCAAGUGUCUGGUUCCCUCAUCUGUAGAAUAUAUAUGUUCUCAGUACAAAUAAAUACUUGCAUGGACAACUA